Molecule: messenger RNA, 1323 nt
Organism: Eupeodes corollae
Lineage: Eukaryota; Metazoa; Arthropoda; Insecta; Diptera; Syrphidae
Gene: Gmppb
Product: mannose-1-phosphate guanyltransferase beta
Exons: 1
Coding region: 132-1253 (373 amino acids)
Biological process (GO): GDP-mannose biosynthetic process; cell wall mannoprotein biosynthetic process
Cellular component (GO): cytoplasm
Molecular function (GO): mannose-1-phosphate guanylyltransferase (GTP) activity; GTP binding
Source: RefSeq, a predicted model, not a curated record
GUUUACCAGAUUAGAUAAGCUAAACAAAAACAAAAUCUUGAGUUUUUGAAGUCGUGUCACUGCACCGUGUUUUGUGUUGUUUCUUCAGUUCCGAAUAAUAUUUUCAUUUCCUCAAAACUUCUAUUAAAGAAAUGACUGAAACCGAUUCUAAUUCGCAUUUAAAAACAAAAGGAACCCGAGCCCUGAUAUUAGUUGGUGGCUAUGGAACCAGAUUGAGGCCUUUAACCCUAAGCAUUCCAAAACCUUUAGUGGAAUUUGCCAAUAAGCCGAUUCUCUUGCAUCAACUUGAGGCUCUGAUAAAUGCGGGUGUGUCAGAGGUCAUAUUGGCCGUGUCAUAUCGUGCUGACCAAAUGGAAUGUGAACUGAGGAAGGAAGCUGAAAAAUUGGGUAUAAAUCUGAGAUUUUCACACGAAACAGAACCUUUGGGCACUGCCGGUCCAUUGGCUCUGGCAAAGGAUGCCCUCAGCGCAAGUGAUGAUCCAUUUUUCGUGUUGAAUUCCGAUGUCAUAUGUGAUUUUCCAUUUAAGCAACUUGAAACAUUUCAUCGUGCUCACGGUAAAGAAGGAACAAUCGUUGUCACAAAAGUCGAAGAACCGUCAAAGUAUGGAGUCGUGCUGUAUGAUGAAACAUGUCGCAUAAAUAGUUUCAUUGAAAAACCUCAAGAAUUCGUGAGCAAUAAAAUUAACGCCGGAAUAUACAUAUUCAAUCCGUCGAUCCUAAAUAGAAUAGAAAUCAAGCCGACGUCAAUCGAGAAAGAAGUCUUCCCGGUUAUGGCAGCCGAAAGUCAACUGUAUGCCAUGGAGCUUGCUGGCUUCUGGAUGGACAUCGGACAACCCAAAGACUUCCUGUCCGGGAUGUGCUUGUUUUUGGCUUCGUUACGUCAAAAGCAGCCAUCAGCACUCUAUACGGGAUCAUCGAUAGUUGGCAAUGUUCUAAUUGAUCCAUCUGCGAAAAUUGGAUCGGGAUGUCGCAUUGGGCCGAAUGUCACAAUAGGACCCGAUGUAGAAAUCGAAGAUGGUGUGUGCAUUAAGCGAUCGACAAUUCUGAAAGGUGCAAUAGUGAAGUCGCAUUCUUGGCUGGAUUCGUGCAUUGUGGGUUGGCGAUCAAUCGUUGGGAAAUGGGUUCGUUUGGAGGGAACCACUGUUCUGGGUGAAGAUGUGAUUGUUAAGGAUGAAAUCUACAUAAAUGGUGGCCAGGUCUUGCCACACAAAAGUAUAGCUUUAAGCGUUCCAGAACCCCAAAUUAUAAUGUAAACCUUUUAAACACAAUCGGUGGCCGUAUUCAUAUUCAUAUUAAAGACAUAUUUCGACAUUUAUUUUAAAA